AUGUCCAACAUCUUUGCUUCUGCCGUCGACACUACUGAACCAAUCGCCCUCUUUGAACGCAAGCCUGGUGAAACCGCCGUGCCCGAAGGAGUCAGUAACUCGUCGCCUCUCCACACAAACUCCUUCUAUUGCAACAUGCUUGUCGAGAACCGGGACUGUACCGUUUGGACCCACCCAUACAGUGUGUGGAACAGCAAGACCAACAAAAGGUUUGGUCUCGCUGCGUAUUUGGCUCGAGACUCAGACAGAGUCUUCGGCGAAGGCGACCCAGCCGAGUUCUUUAGCCACCCAGUGGGAGUGCAAAGGAUUGUGUUGUCGUCGUCUGAUUUCAAAGAGGAGCCCUCUUUCUCAUUACACUCUUUGUCAAAAUUUGCAGCCACCGCUCGCUUCUCUUCCAAGUCUGAAAGAGACUGCUACCUAGACUGUCCUCUUGUUCAAGGCAUGGGAUUUGUUACUGGUGUCUACCAUAACUGCAUCCCCAAAAUCAGUUCCCAGGUCGGCUUCAAGUCGGUUGAGGGAGACACUAGUCCUCGCCUGGGUACUAGCAAGUACAAGGUCGAGUUGGACGACGGCACUAAGUGGCUUGUGUAUGUUACGCUUCCUGAAGGGGCCACUCUCGAGUUGGCAUUGAAAGGGAAAAACGAAAUCAUUGCCGAUAAGUCGGUGGACGACGGGAUUGUCCAGAUCUGUUUUGCCUCAGAUGUUGAUACCAAGAGCUACGACGCUGCUGCUGGCUGCUACGCUUCGGAUGCCUCUAUCUCUGCUUCUAUCGAUGGCAACAAGUGCUCGUACUCUUUGCUGUACCUGACCAAAGGGUCGCUGAACAGCAACUCUACCCUAGUAUUUGCCUUGCCUCAUCAUGUGGAGGCUUUUGAUGGUGAAACUAAGGGCAAGGCCACCUCGAUAACUUUGCAACCAACAACCAAAGGCAAGGCAUUGGGGAUUCUUCUGAAUAAACUCACGAUGGUAGAGGAGUUGACCAUGAAGGAUGUGACGUGGGACCCAGCGACCACCAUUCCAGGCAAGAAGGCCAACUAUUCCCAAACCGCCCUUGGGGCCAUCAGAGAAGCUGCCAAAAAUGAAGUCAAUGGCGAUGUUGAAAAGGACCUGAACGUGGAUUCGAUGUACUUCGGCGGUAAAGUGUUGGCUAAGUACGCCUUUGUUCUCCUAGUGUGUCACAGGAUUUUGAAGGACGGAGGCCUCACCAACCUGUUGUUGCCAAAGAUGAAGAAGGCCAUCAACCGGUUCAAGUCUAACAAACAACAGUACCCACUAUUCUACGAUACGUCUUUCAAGGGCAUUGUCUCACUGGCGAAAGAAGGAAGUGAUUUCGGUAACGGCCACUAUAACGACCACCAUUUCCACUGGGGGUAUCAUAUCCAGGCUGCCGCCAUCACGGCCUUCGUCGACAAGGACCUCGGCGGUAAAUGGAUUGACGAGAUCAAACACUGGGUUAACUCGCUUGUCAGAGAUAUCGCUAACCCCACUACUGAUGACAAGCACUUUCCUGUGUUCCGUGCAUUUGACUUCUACAACGGUCACAGCUGGGCCAAAGGGCUCUACGCCUCUGCCGACGGCAAAGACGAGGAAAGUUCCUCCGAGGAUUACAAUCAUGCCUAUGCCCUCAAGCUCUGGGCAAAUGUCCUAGGGGACGGCGACCAAGAGAAAAGAGCAGACCUUAUGUUGGCGAUCAUGAGCAGAAGCAUGAACUGCUACUUCUUGAUGUCUGACGACAACAAAAUCCAGCCCUCCCAGUUCAUCGGCAACAAAGUCACAGGUAUAUUGUUUGAGAACAAGGCCCACCACACUACUUAUUUCGGCACCAACGAGGAGUACAUUCAGGGCAUCCAUAUGAUUCCCGUCAAUCCUGUGUCUUCGUUUAUUAGAAAACCAGAGUUUGUCAAGCAGGAGUGGGAACAAAAACUUCAAGGCCUCGUUGGCAAUUUAAACGAUGGCUGGAGAGGAAUCUUGAUGUUGAACGCCGCCCUUUUUGACCCAGAUAUGGCAUGGAAGUUCUUCAGCGACGGCAAUUUCAGCAAAGACCAUUUGGACGGCGGUCAGUCCAAGACGUGGUCAUUGGCAUACUGUGCUGGCGUUGGAGCAUCUUCAUGA
Messenger RNA from Candidozyma auris, 2112 nucleotides. Its product is annotated as glucan endo-1,3-beta-D-glucosidase. The record is from RefSeq and is a predicted model, not a curated record. The transcript has a single exon. Gene Ontology annotation, molecular function: glucan endo-1,3-beta-D-glucosidase activity; endo-1,3(4)-beta-glucanase activity. NCBI's taxonomy places the organism in Eukaryota, Fungi, Ascomycota, Pichiomycetes, Serinales, Metschnikowiaceae. Bases 1 to 2112 code for a protein of 703 amino acids. Gene Ontology annotation, cellular component: cell surface.